AUGUCACUCACUAUGCGCAUCCCGCUCCUCCUCCUGGCCCUCCUCUCUCUGAUAAUCUCCGCCUUCGCCGCCAACGGCAUCCUCCCCACAUCUGCCUCCAGCUCAUUCCCACAAUGCGGCCUGUCCUGCACCACCCUGACCAACGCCCAGACGUCCUGCGAAUCAGGCGACUCCUCAUCCUGGACCUCAUGCUUCUGCCAGUCAGCCCUGCUUACGGGCCUGAAAACCUCCGGCAGCAUCUGCGCGUCGUGCAGCGCCGCUGACCAAGUCACUCUCUCAACCUGGUACAACAACUACUGCAAUUCCGGUGGCAAAGAUACCGGCGCCACAAAAACCAAAGCCGCUGCUGGCGCAACCUCCACUUCCACUUCCAGCGCAAACUCGACCAAAUCUGCCUCCGGCACGGAGGAGAAGAAGUCCUGGUGGAGCUCCCACUACCGCUGGGUCAUCAUGCUCAUCGUGCUGGUCAUCGGCUUCAGCAUCAUCGCCGUAGUAGGCGUAUGGCUCAAACGCCGCCACGACGCCAAGCGACCACAUCUCUACCACGGCGGCAGUAGCAGUAUGCUAAACACCUCUCAGUCCGCCCAGCGGGUUUCCACCUGGGGUCCGGCACCUGUGCCCGGUCAGCCGCGCGACCUUGUUCCUGACUCUGAAGUCAAUAGCUCUCGCUCGACCAUGGGCAAGAUCAGCACUCCAGUUCCUGGAUCGCGGACACGGUUGACGAAGCCCGAGCCAGGGCAGGGUGAUGUGGAGACCCGACAGGUUUAG
Molecule: messenger RNA, 768 nt
Organism: Penicillium paradoxum
Lineage: Eukaryota; Fungi; Ascomycota; Eurotiomycetes; Eurotiales; Aspergillaceae
Exons: 2
Coding region: 1-768 (255 amino acids)
Source: RefSeq, a predicted model, not a curated record